CAGAAAACCCUCCUCCAGCCCCGGGACAGGCUCCAACGGCGCUGCAGGAGCCAGGCAGAGCCACAGCGCCCCGCCCCCUCUCCGAACGUCACUUCCGCUUCCGGGAGAGUCAGGAACUACAUCUCCCAGCCCGCCCCGGGGUUCGCUUCCCCCCCCCAACUCGGGUCAGGGGUUCAGUAGCUGUUACUGCGCAGGCUCCGUGCGAGCCCCGCUCGUGCUCCCCUCCCCCCCGCCUAACGUCACUUCCGCUGCGUGUGACCCGGGAGCCCGGGCUGAGCAGCGGCUGCUCCCCCCUGGGGUCUGUGCGGGGGGGGCGGGGCGCGUCAUUAACCCCUCCGUGCCCGGCCGGGGCGGGGGCUUUCUCCAGCCGGGACCAGCCCCGGGCUCUGCCCGCCCCAGCCCCGCCUGGCAGGAGGGGCCGGGUCUGCGCUGGGACACGGAGAACAAGCAUUUUCCCAGCGUGGCAGAAUCCAGGGCUGCAGAAUGACGCCCACGUUUCCCUCCAGCUCAUCCCGCCCUCCCAUGGGACAGGGGAGAGACAUGGCUGCAGUGGGGCCAGCUCAGAGGCUGGUGACCUUCGAGGAGGUGGCUGUGUAGAAGAGUGGGCUCUGCUGGACCCCGCUCAGAGAACCCUCUACAGAGACGUUAUGCAGGAGAACUAUGAAAAUGUGACCUCGCUGGCUGGUGAUGCAAUGGAGUGUGAGAAAGAAGAGCAGAAUUCUCGGCCAGAAAAUGUUGAGCAAGUGGAUAAACACAGAGAAUUAUCGCAAAGAUUGAAAAGAAAUGCAUCCAGGAGUCAUGAGCAGGGAAAAUCCUGUGAGACUCAUCACAGACCAGAAAGAAAGCAGGGAAACCAGCCAGGGGAGAAGGAGGGUAAGUUAAUUUCAUGUCAGGGAAUUCACAAGGACCUCAAGGAAAUGGCAACACAGCAGGAAAUCUUCCAGGGAAAGAGAGAAAAAACAUGUACUAAGCAUGGGGAAAACUUGCGUGACUACUCAGCCAUUAUAAAGCAUCAGAGGAUCCACACAGAAGAGAGGCCCUACGAAUGCAGUAAGUGUGAGAAAACCUUCAAUCACAGUUCAAAUCUUUUUAGGCAUCAGAGAAUCCACACAGGAGAGAGGCCCUAUGAAUGCAGUAAGUGUGGGAAAAGCUUCACUCGGUCUUCAGGCCUUUUUCAACAUCAGAGACUCCACUCAGAGGAGAGGCCCUAUGAAUGCAGUAAGUGUGGGAAAAGCUUCACUCGCUCUUCAGGCCUUUUUCAACAUCAGAGAAUCCACAUAGACGAGAGGCCCUAUGAAUGUAAUAAGUGCGGGCAAAGCUUCACUACCAGGUCAGCCCUUUCUAAACAUCAGAAAAUCCACACCGGCGUGAGACCCUAUGAAUGCAGUGAGUGUGGAAAAACCUUCAAUCGCAGCUCAAACCUUAUUCGACAUCAGAGAAUCCACACAGGGGAGAGGCCCUAUGAAUGCAGUGAGUGUGGGAAAAACUUCACUCACACUUCACACCUUAUUAGGCAUCAGAAAAUCCACACAGGAGAGAGGCCGUAUGAAUGCAGUGAGUGUGGGAAAAACUUCACUCACACUUCAGGCCUUUUUCAACAUCAGAGAAUUCACACAGGGGAGAGGCCGUAUAUAUGCCGUGAGUGUGGGAAAAGAUUCACUACCAACUCAGCCCUUUCUGAACAUCAGAGAAUCCACACAGGUGAGAGGCCGUAUAUAUGCACUGAGUGUGGGGAAAGCUUCACGACCCGUUCAGCCCUUUCUGAACAUCAGAAAAUCCACUCCAGCGUGAGACCCUAUGAAUGCCUUGAGUGUGGGAAAACCUUCAAUCGCAGCUGGACCCUUAUUAGGCAUCAGAGAAUCCACACAGGGGAGAGGCCCUAUAAAUGCAGUGAGUGUGGGAAAAACUUCACUCACAAAUCAGCCCUUUCUGAACAUCAGAGAACCCACACAGGGGAGAGGCCCUAUGAAUGUCGUGAGUGUGGGAAUACCUUCUCUUGGCACUCAGCCCACGUUAGGCAUCAGAGAAACUGCAAGGGAGAUCAAGACCAUAAAAACCUCUAGGGCUAUCUGUACUUUUCUUCUUUAAUACUUUUAAUCAUAGAAUAUCAGGGUUGGAAGGACGUCAGGAGGUCAUCUAGUCCAAUGCCCUGCUCCAAGCGAGACCAAUCCCCAAUUUUUGCCCCAGAUCCCUAAAUGGCCCCCUCAAGGAUUGAGCUCACAACCCUGGGUUUAGCAGGCCAGUGCUCAAACCACUGAGCUACCUUCCCCCGCCCCCCGAGUGGCCCAUUUUUGCCUUUUGCCAUUCACCCUGUUUUGAAGUUGACCCAUAUGUCCUUUCUAUCAACUCCAUUGUCCCAUGAGUAAUUCAAGUGUGCCCUUCCUACAGGGAACCAGAGAGCAUCACAUUUAUACCAUUCCUCCUAUUGCAAAGUUAUUGUCAGAGUCACCAAUGAUAGAUUGUAUCAUUGCCAGUUGUUCUCGCGUUGCUCUGGGUUGUGCUGAAGAGCAGUUAUGUUGAGAACUUUUAAAAUUAUAUUUAAAGGAAGAGGACCAGGGAGAGGAAAAACUGUCAUUUCAGCCUUUGUGACACUGGAAGGAGAUGGGGAGACUCAGAUUCCCUCCUUCCCCAUCAUUGCAGAACUGUUACCUUUUGUUUGAGCCAUGCAGAAUUUAUCUUCAUCACAUUCUAUCCAUCCACUUCUCAAAGUGUCAUGUGAUGAAAUGUUCUCAGCUGUCUGUGCUUGGAGAUGAUGCUUUGACUUCUUUAAUCCUAUAUCAGUCUCUAUGACUGGAGAUGAAAGUGUCAAAGACCUGGAAGGGGAAUUCAAAUGGAUCCCAAACACAGUGUGAUCAUUUGGAGUUUAAAUCCCAGAUUCCAUCUAUUUUUAAAGCCACUUCUGGCUAGGUGGCUGUGUCCCUCUCCCCCCCCCCCCCCGUGCGUCCCCCCCAUUAUUUGGAUGCUAGAAUACAAAAAAUGUUGUAAAUAACAUAACUGACUCUUGAGACAGUGCUGAGUGAAGUAUGUUUGAAUGGAUCAGAGAAGAAUGUGAUGGGAGAAUCUCUUGUCCCAAUUCUGAAUAAUCAGUUGUAACCUGCUCUGAAAUUUCACUUGACACUUUCAUUGUCAUGUAUUCUAUCUCUCUGUGAUGUGGGUUUCUUUCUUUUCUGAAUGCCGUUUGGUCACCCAAACGGAUAUUAGUUCAGUUUGGUAGGAAGUAGUGCAGAUUUACUGGAGAAUUUAAGACAAAUGACCAUUUGCUAAACUGAUCAUUUCUCACUUCAGCUUUGCUUUUUCCACACCCCUCCAUGAAGACGUGGAGAAAGUUCAAGUGCAGUUCUGUCAAUGGGGAGAACUCUCUAAAUCACCGCUGUUUUUGUCCAGUAAGUUGAACAAAGAAACAGCUAACAAAGAAACAGGAGUGAUUUAAAAUCUUCACUCAGAAAUGGUGAACAACAGCAGAACCCCAACUAAUUGGUGGAUGUGCAUAUGAUUACAGUGUAUUUCAAUUGUUUAAGUCAAUAUUGUCUGUGAUAAUUGGGAGAGAGAAUUCCACAGUAAGUGAUUUUGAACUAGGCAAAAUGCCCAUGUAUUUGGUUCCCAAAGCAUGUGUAACCCAGGCCCUAUAGAACAGCGCUCCUAGCUAAUCCUGUGGUGUAGGAGAUGCUGCCCUUCACAACACAGAUAUUGAGGAAAUGGGAUUGAAUGAAUUUAUCCUUUGUGGGUGCUAAAAAUGUGUGUAAAAUGAAAUCGGUUUUGGAAAUGUAAUAGCUGCAGAAAAAUCCCUAUUUUUGAAUAGAAUCUCCAGCUCUGGUAACUAAGAGAUUCUGAUCCAGUCCCUUGCCUGGAACUGUGCCACCAAAUUAAAGAAAAGCUGGGCAUGUUUUGGGAAGCUAUUCCUCACUAACCCUGUUGAGAUUUUGGAGUGGUUUUGUAAAGGAUUCUACUUCAGAGAAUUGUAAAUUUACCCUACCCAAGGACAAGGAUUUUGAAAGAACUGGGAUUGAAAGAGUGCACACUCAGUUCUUGGUUUCCACCCCAGUAAAGGAAGCUAUGGUGACCUAUGACCCACGGAAAACUGUUUGCACAACUCCACUUCUUAGUGCAGUGUCACUGAUUACAGUUCCAGAGGAUACUAGGGUUAUACUGAGAACAAUCAUCCUUCACUCUUUGGAUCCAAAGAAAGAGAGCUUCAUAGGACAUUCCUUUCCUGUGGGUCCCAAACUGACGUUCUGAUUAGGUAACAAGGACUUUCAGGCUAUAGAAAUGAUGGUAACCAUUGAGGCAACGAAUGUGUCAGGCUCCAAUUUCAGACUUCCGGAUACUCGCAUGUUGAGUCCUGAUUCCAUGGUUUUGCAUCUGGCCCUCAGGCUACACAAUAAAAGUGAUGUUGCCACAGCUGCACCAAUGUAGCUGUGCUGCUAUAACACUGCUAUUACAGAUGCUCUAAGCCAAUGGGAGAGAUCUCCUAUGUUGGACUUUAUUAAUCCAACCCCCACAAGCGGUGGUAGCUAUGUUGGCAGGAGAAGCUCUCCUGCUGAUGUAGCGCUAUCUAUGCAGGGAGUUAGGCCUGUGAAACUAUGUAGCACAGCUGUGUGGAUUUUUCACACCCGUGAGCUAUAUACUUUUACCGAUAAAUGUCUUUAGUGUAGACCAGACAGCUUUAUCUUUUGUUGUAUGCAUUUACAUCCCUUCUCCUCUACCUUCUCCUACUUUGAAAGAUGAAAAAAAGAGUGAAAAGAGGUAUUUUUCCUCAUGAUGCAAAUGUUCCCACAUAGGAUACUUCGUACACCAACACACAAGGAGAAGAACUAGAGAUAUAUGAACUCACAGAAGUGGUUGGGACAAACCACAACUUAAGCCAAGGUAUAGCUGUUGGCAGUGGGGAUUAAAAGAAAAACUAAUAUAUAUGACAAGAAUUUGUGGUCUUUGAAUAUGUUGUUGUAACCAAUGAAAAUGAAAUUAUAGGUGAAGUGAUUGGUUAAAGAGUAAGAGACUAAUUGUGUGAUCUGAAUUCUUUUGGAAAACUGAAAGUUGUCUUGUUUUUUGUUUUGUUAGUUGUACAGGAAAUGAUGGCUAAUCUUGAAAAGUUAAUUUGAUUUAAUUUACUCCCGGAAGUGUAAGGAGUUCUGACAGAAAACCUCACUCCAAAGGUUGGGGUGGGAGAAUGUGUGAGAGAAAUAGUGACAGGUUUAGAGUAGCGUCCAUGUUAGUCUAUAUCCGCAAAAAGAACAGGAGUACUUGUGGCACUUUAGAGACUAACAAAUUUAUUAGAGUAUAAGCUUUCGUGGGCUACAGUCCACUUCAUCGGAUGCAUAGAAUGGAACAUAU
This is a messenger RNA of Dermochelys coriacea (leatherback sea turtle), 5331 nucleotides long. RefSeq names its product zinc finger protein 883-like. The transcript is spliced from 6 exons. Gene Ontology annotation, biological process: negative regulation of transcription by RNA polymerase II. Gene Ontology annotation, molecular function: DNA-binding transcription repressor activity, RNA polymerase II-specific. The coding region runs from base 648 to 2063 and encodes 471 amino acids. The record is from RefSeq and is a predicted model, not a curated record. NCBI's taxonomy places the organism in Eukaryota, Metazoa, Chordata, Testudines, Dermochelyidae.